Messenger RNA from Gavia stellata (red-throated loon), 822 nucleotides. RefSeq names its product lin-28 homolog B (gene LIN28B). The coding region runs from base 1 to 822 and encodes 273 amino acids. The transcript is spliced from 4 exons. Gene Ontology annotation, molecular function: nucleic acid binding; zinc ion binding. The record is from RefSeq and is a predicted model, not a curated record. Lineage: Eukaryota; Metazoa; Chordata; Aves; Gaviiformes; Gaviidae.
AUGUACAGAAACGUGGGCUGCCCUGGGCAAAGAGAGAGGGAAAGCCUCCGCAGGCAGCGUUUUCUCUCUGUAACCUCCGCAGGGGCGAGUAAAGGUGGAGACGAGCCCGGGAAGUUGCCGGAUCAGGAAGAAGAGGAGGAAUCCCAGGUUUUGCACGGAACCGGCCAUUGCAAAUGGUUCAAUGUGAGAAUGGGAUUCGGGUUCAUCUCCAUGAGCAACCGAGAGGGAAGCCCCUUGGAGUCUCCAGUUGAUGUCUUUGUACACCAAAGCAAGCUUUACAUGGAAGGAUUUAGAAGCCUAAAAGAAGGAGAACCAGUGGAAUUUACUUUUAAGAAAUCUUCCAAAGGCCUUGAAUCAAUACGGGUAACAGGCCCUGGUGGGAGCCCCUGUUUAGGAAGUGAAAGACGACCCAAAGGGAAGACAGUACAAAAAAGAAAACCAAAGGGAGAUAGAUGCUACAACUGUGGUGGCCUCGACCACCACGCUAAAGAAUGUAGUCUACCUCCGCAGCCAAAGAAGUGCCAUUACUGUCAGAGCAUCAUGCACAUGGUGGCUAACUGCCCCCAUAAAACUGUCUUGCUGCAGCCCACUAGUUCUCAGGGAAGACACGAAGCUGAACCGCAGCCUUCCACUUCUGCUUUCCCGAGAGAAGGGGGAGGAACGCACGGCUACUCGUCUCCAUCGUACUCUCAGGAGGGCAGGUUGGAGAUCUCGGAGCGCUCAGGCAGGUCACCACAGGAGGCUUUGUCGAGUAAGUUGUCUGCAUCUCCCGAAGAACCGAGCAGAAAGGGGCCUUCUGUUCAGAAAAGGAAAAAAACUUAA